Molecule: messenger RNA, 1155 nt
Organism: Verticillium alfalfae VaMs.102
Lineage: Eukaryota; Fungi; Ascomycota; Sordariomycetes; Glomerellales; Plectosphaerellaceae
Exons: 3
Coding region: 1-1155 (384 amino acids)
Source: RefSeq, a predicted model, not a curated record
AUGCCUCACCCCAACCAUUCCUUCAGCGGGUCACGUAAGAAGAUACUUACACAUUCACUCGAACAGCAUCAACAUCAUGCCCGAACUCCCCCUGGCUCUGCAGCAGCCAUCCUGGACAUCUUCCGCAAUACCUUCGCCAACCUUUUCGUCGCCGCUGCAACAGAGGAGGACCGCGAUGCCUUCGUCCUGACACCACUGCUUCAGGAGAUCAAGGCUGCCCUCUUCGCCCGUGACUUCGACGCCGCCUUCUCCAACGCCCGCCCCGCGCUCCUCGACGCCUACGCCGCUCGCUGGAGUCCGACCCGAGCCCUGGCCUACGCCGCCGCGCUGACCGGACUGACAGAGCACCUCGAGGCCCUCAUGCUGCCGGUCGAGGAGGCGUCUGCAGAGGGCGCCAAGGUCUCGGGGCCCCCCGAAGGUUUAAAGAGGAACCUCAGGGUGGUUUCGUUCGGCGGCGGCGCCGCUGAGAUUGCCGCCUUCGCCGCCUACCUCCACAUGGUGAACGCGCCCAAAACCCCUGAGGACAACGGUGAACCCCUGACGGGCACCAUCGACCUCGUCGACUCGGCGCCCUGGGGUCCCGUCGUUGAGGCCCUGCACGGGAGCCUCACAACCCUGCCAGCCCUGUCCAAGUAUGCGAGUGCCGCUGCCAAGGCCACCAACGCGGCCCUCGUCGACCCGAGCCUUCUUUCCUCCGCCUUCACCCAUGAUAACGCGCUCACCAUGUCCCGCGACCAGCUUGCUAGUCGAUUCGGAACGGCGAAUGGCGACGGAAACCCCCUCCUUGUCACGCUCCUGUUCACUCUCAACGAGCUUUACACAACAGGAGGCAUCGGCAAGACAACGGCCUUUCUCAUGAAUCUGACAGCUACCGUUCCCGAUGGCUCACUCCUUCUUGUACUUGAUAGCCCGGGGAGCUACUCUGAGGCCGCUGUCGGCAAGGAGUCGAAGAAGUAUCCCAUGCACUGGCUGAUUGAUCACUGCCUCUUGAAGCCAGAGCAGAGGGGAUCAGCGCAAAGCACGGGCGGCCGGUACUGGGACAAGAUUGACUCUCAGGAUUCAGUUUGGUUUCGCCUGUCCGAGUCGGUGACCUAUCCCAUCCCGCUCGAGAACAUGCGGUAUCAAUUGCACCUCUAUCGAGCUAUCAGGUCAUGA